CGGUGCUCUACUGCGCAUGUGCACAUUUCCAAACCAAUCCUAGGCGCAGGCGCAUAAGCAUUUAGUAACAAUAAACUAGUAAAUAUAUCCAUGUUUAAGGGAAAGCAUGAGAUAAAUCUUCCUAAUUCUUCACUCUAAUACGAGAUAAACGCUAAUGUCAGAUCAGUUAACAAGUUAAAAAAUUUCUGUUAAUCGGAGUAAAGUUAUCAUCCGUUCUGAACCUUGCUUGAAAACUUUACGUACAAUUCGAUACAUAGGAGUGAAAAUUAUAUAAAUACACUCGUUCAAUCCUCAGUUUAACAUAGAUUAAAACAUCUGCAAUCAAGUUCUGAUCUUUGGGAUUGAUGAUAAAGGAUUCUUGAUCCGGGAUUGAUGAUCCAGGAUCCAGGAUGGAAAGCUCUGAUGAUCCUACCGCGGUAGGACGGAGCAGGAGAGCCCUGAGAACUAGAACUAGUAAUACAGGUGGUGCCUCUGAAGGUUCUGCAGCUACAGGAUCUGCCCUACCACCUCCAGGUCCACCUUCAACAGGAGUAGCUCCGGUGGGGGCAGAAUCUCCCAGAUCUGAGGCCAGUGAUGGCCGAGCCAGUCGAUCAUCCAAUCCUGAGUUUGCAGCGAAGCAGAAGGCAUUCAUGGCAAAGGUGACGGCUGCCACUAAAGGAAGUAUGGAUACUUAUCUAACUCAGGAGAUGGUUUCUAUUCAACCCGUCUCAGGGAAGAGGAAACAACUGGUAAGAAACGAUGAUGAAAACGUGAAGAGACGGAGAAGUACUCGAACCAACUCCAGUGGGUUGGAUGUACUAAGUGAUGGAUACUGUUGGAUUUGUCACAAGGAAGGUGACGUUAUGUGUUGUGAAACGUGUCCUCGUGUUUAUCAUUAUAAAUGUAUCCAACUAGAGUCUAGUCCAGCAGAGGACUGGGUUUGCCCUGAAUGCGUCCUGAUAAUGAGUGCGGAGAACAUGGAAACUCGAUCCAGGGCAAUGCGUCUCCUCACAAUAGAUCAGCUAUGUACCUUGCUCAAACACGCCUUAUCUAGAAUAAAAACUGUUACAAAUGUUGACCCCUUCCUGAAACCAGUUGACCCUCUCCAGUUCCCAGCAUAUAAGGAUUACAUCUCCUGCCCAAUGGAUCUACAGAGCAUUGAACGGAAUAUCCGACGGAAACAAUACGGAAGCACGGAAUCAAUGUUGGCGGAUUGUAAAUGGAUUCUUCACAACUGUAUAAUCUUUAAUUCUCCGUCUAGUAAGCUGACCAGUAUUGCUAAGAGUAUUGUGAAGAUAUGUAAGCAUGAGAUGCAGGAGAUUGAGAAUUGUCCUGAUUGCUACCUUAAUGCUCACGUAAAGAAGGAGGUGUGGUUCACAGAGGCGUGUCGGCUUCCCCACCCCUUGGUCUGGGCUAAACUCAAGGGAUUCCCUUAUUGGCCGGGGAAAGUUAUGCGCGUUAAUUCCGACAAUAGUGCGGAUAUCCGAUUUUUCGGAGCUCACGACCGCGCCUGGAUUCCGAUUAAGGACGUAUUCCUCUACAGUAAAAAGCCUCCAUCUGAUAUAAAGAAGAAGAGAGGAAAUAUUGAUACAUGUUUUGAUGAAGUUGAGAAACAUUUAAAGAAGCUCAGAGACAGAUUUGGCAAAAUUGAUUAUGCUAACCAUAGAACUCCUUAUGAUCAUUCGAAGGAGGCUGAAAUGAUAAAGAUUUUGUUUCCCAACUAUACCCUGCCCUUCGAUAUAGGUAAGCUGGGACGGAGAACCCGGAGCUAUAGUUUCACCGGGAGUGAAAGAUCCCGGGACGAUGAUACUCCGACUCCUAGUGAGUCCGGAGGUAUGGAAGAUUAUGAAGAGCAGGAGGAGACAAUUAAGAAUAUUGAAGAAGAAUCUAUUACUGCAGAACACGAAGAGGAGAAUGUCGACAAGGUUCUUGAACCUGUUGAGGUUCAGGAUAAUAUAGAGUUGGAGGCCCAGCUUGAAAAAGAAAAUGCUCCGAUUGAGUUUAAAACACCAAAUGAUGAUAAAAAAGAAGAAAUGGAAGAAAAAGAUGAGAAAAUGGAAGUUGGUGAGGAUGAAAGCCUGGCGGAGAAGAAUAUUCCUGCUCAAGAUAAAAUAAAUGGAAAUCCCAAAACAACUGUUAUCAAUCAAUCAAUUUCAACAGAAAAUGAGAAUAAAGAAGAAAAGAUGGAGAAGGACGAAAUUGUCAAAGAAAAUACAAUCACAGCUGAUAAAUCAGAAGACGAGACAAAUACUAGUUUAGUUGAAGAUGUGAACCAAGAUAAUAAGGAAGACGAAGAUAUCAAGGUGCAAAAGAAAACAAUCGAGACAGGAAAGGAGGAUCCGAAAUGUGAAUCUAAGCUUGCAGAAAGUUUACAAUCAUCCCUUUCAGCUGAUGUUACAGAGGUUGCCGUUGUACCUGGAGAAGUAGGGCGUGUUGCAUCCUCUCCACCCUGUGAAGUAACUUCAACUACUGCAGGCCAGGAGAAGGUUGAGGAGAAGAAGAGAGAGGAAGGAAAGCUUGUUGAGGGAAUUAUAGCGGAUAGCAAUGAAAAAGUUAUAAUAGAGGAGGAAGAUUUAGAGGAAAUCGAUGAUGUUGAACCUACUGAAGAUCUAGUCGAAGAAUCGACACAGAUAAUAAAUGAUGAAGAUAAACAAAAUAAGAAUGACGAUGCCGGUGAUGAAGAAAUAGAUGACGUGGAACCAUCCUCAGAUGAAACUAUAAACCAGGAAAAGAAAACCCCCAAACUAGUUGAUACUGCAGGCCUGUUAGAAGCAGGAGUUAGCAUUACAAAGAUUGACAGAACCAAGAUAAAAGAUAAACCGCUCAAAGAUGAAACUAAAGAUAACUCAGAUGAUAUUAGUGUAACCUAUAGUAGCAAGGAAGGAGCUAAGUCUCGGAAGGACGAGGAGAGGGAGGAGUCCAGGAAUCCUAGAGGAGUUGAAAAGAAACGUUCCAGUACAAAUACAGAGAUCGAUCUGGACUCUGAGAACGAUUCUAUUCUGACAAUCAGUAAAGUUGUUUCUUCCAAGGAGGUUCGAGAAUCUCCGCGUCCUUCCUCACAGAGUAGUUCUGGAGAGGGAAGAAGAUCUCAUAACUCCAGUCCCUUAGUUCAACAACAACUAUCCCACCCCUUCUUUGCUCCUAGACUACCUGGUUAUAGGGGACCUAUCCCGCCCAUGGGUCCUAGGGGACCUCACAUGAUGAUGGGCCCUGGACAGGGUAUGAUGAUGAGGGGCCAGUACCGUGUACCUUCUCCUGGACCACAUGGUCCACCAAAUCUGCAAACUCGUCCUGCUGGACCACUCUCCCUUCCACCCAGUCUUCCAUCCAUAGCAGGUCCAGUGGCAGAGCAGCUUAAUAAGGUCGCGGCCAAACUUGCCGAAACCUUGAAGAAAAGUCUCAGGGAUACCUUUGCGGAUCUGGAGAACGAGGAAACCCCAGAUAACACGAUUAAAAAGCUGCAGAUAGAGUGUGAGAAACUUCAGUGGAGGCAUCAGCAGGAAUUAAACGAGAUGAAACACAACGCUGACCUCGUCAUCAUGGAGAUGAGAAGCACAAUGGAGCAGGAGAAGCAGAAAGCAGUCCGGGACUGCAGGAAGGUUGCAGAUGAGGAGAAGCAAGCUGCAAUCCAAGAAACCAAGAAGAAACAAUGGUGCUCUAUGUGCGGAAAGGAAGCAAUUUUCUACUGUUGUUGGAACACCUCAUACUGCGACUAUCCUUGCCAGCAGGCGCAUUGGCCGGCACAUAUGUCAACCUGCUCACAGAACUCAGAUGCUGCCGGGGCUGAAGAGGUGAUGAACGGAGUUCAUCAUGAACCAAUUCACCAUCAACCUCAUCCUUCUCAUCCACAUUACAUGCACCAACUACCACCUGUACCACCUCAUCAUGUACGAGGUCCUACGCAGCAUAUGCGUAUACCCGGAGAUAUGAGCGGAAUGAGGUUUGGAAUGCGUCCGACACAUCCCGGACAAAUGUUUAAUCGGCCUUAUUACAUGUAACCAAGCAUAAUAAUACUUUUUCUAUGCAGUUUAAUUGUGACAAAAAAUAAUAUUUUUAAAACUUAAAAUGUAUAUACGUAUGUACAAGUACUCUGUACUUAAGCGUGUACAUAUGAACAAAAUUUGUCUGUAUCUUAAAGCGCUAAUUUUUUAGUGCGAGUUUUCUUCGGUAAAUAAUAAAAUUUAAGGAACUUAA
This is a messenger RNA of Eurytemora carolleeae, 4173 nucleotides long. RefSeq names its product protein kinase C-binding protein 1. The record is from RefSeq and is a predicted model, not a curated record. The coding region runs from base 390 to 3977 and encodes 1195 amino acids. Gene Ontology annotation, molecular function: protein binding. Lineage: Eukaryota; Metazoa; Arthropoda; Copepoda; Calanoida; Temoridae. The transcript is spliced from 3 exons.